AUGGAAAGCCAAUACAAAUCAUUUAAGUCUAAAAAACAGCAAAAUGAUAAUUUCAAAAAACCAUCUAUAUCUAAUCCACAUGUUGAAACUACAGAGAACAGUUAUCUUUUGUAUUCGUCUAUUUUUUCAAGUUCAAAAAAUAAUUAUGGAGGAUUAGAACAAUAUUCUACAAUUCCCUAUACACAAAAAAAAGAAAAAUAUAAAUCAUUUAAUAAAACGAAAACAAUUUAUAAUUCAAUUCAAAAAAAAAUUUCUAAAAAAAUUUUCUGUAAUUCUUUAGAAAAUGAAAAUGAUAAAAAUCUUAAAGAGGAGCAUAUUUGGUAUGACGAUUAUAAUGCAAUCGGUUUGAUUCUCAAUAGUUCUUAUAAAAAGUUACAACUAAAACUCUUAGAUUGGAUACAUGAUAGUAUUAAAGAUGCAGCACGAGCAAAGAAACUUCGAUCAAUAAAAGGCAUUCAGGGUUGGAUUAAAAAUAUAUUUGAUGCCAGUCAGGGAUGGAUUCUCGUAUUUUUUAUAGGAUCUAUCACAUCAUGUGUAGCUUAUAUAAUAGAUGUAGUUGAAGCUAUUUUUUUUGACUGGAAGUUUGGGUAUUGCUCUGACAACUUUUGGAGUAAUAAAGUUAAAUGCUGUAAUUCCUUUGACAAUGAUCUUGUAGGUUGCAAACAAUGGAUUACAUGGGGGAAAUAUUUCAACCUUCAGGAAAAAAAGCAAUGGACUAUUGAUUAUAUAGCCUAUAUUCUAACAGCCUUAUCGUUUGCAUUAAUUUCCAGUCAAUUAACUAUGACUACACGUACAGUUUUCCCUACAUCAACAAAAAAAUCAUCAAAAAAUCCAUCUAAAAGUCCUAUAGGGAGGAAUAAAAGUAACACUAACAAUAACAAAAAAGAAAAAGUAAUAUAUAUGGCAUCAGGAAGUGGUAUUCCUGAGGUAAAAACAAUCCUUUCAGGAUUUACUAUUCAUAAAUUCCUUGGAUUUCGAACAUUAAUAGUAAAAGUUAUAGGAUUAACUCUUAGUGUUGCGUCUGGACUUAAUUUGGGUAAAGAAGGGCCAUUCGUACACAUCGCAUGUUGUAUUGGAAAUAUUACAUGCCGGUUAUUUAAUAAAUAUAAUUUUAACGAUGGAAAGAGACGUGAACUAUUAAGCGCUGCAUCUGCAGCAGGUGUAGCAGUAGCAUUUGGCGCGCCAAUUGGAGGAGUUCUAUUUAGUCUAGAAGAAGUAUCAUAUUUUUUUCCUUCAAAAACCAUGUGGAGAAGCUUUUUUUGUGCAAUGGUUGCAGCAAUAAUCUUAAAGAUUCUUAAUCCUUAUGGAACAGGAAAAGUUGUCUUAUUAGAAACCCACUAUAGUCAUGAUUGGCAUUCUUUAGAACUUUUAAUUUUUUUAUUCUUAGGCGUUUUUGGAGGAUUAUAUGGGAGUCUAUUCUGUAAAUUAAAUAUACACUGGGCAAAAACAUUUAGAAAAUUAAAUUUCAUAAAACAACAUCCAGUGUUUGAAGUUUUUAUAGUUACCCUUCUUACUGCCAUUAUUUCAUACCACAAUCCAUAUACGAAGCUAGGAGGAACUGAAUUGGUUUCCCAUUUACUUAGAGAGUGCAAUAAUAAUGAAUUAAAUGAAGGACUGUGCCCAGAAAAUAAACCUAGAAUUCCGAAGAUAACAAUACUUCUUAUUUUAGCACUAAUUAUCAAAGGAUCUUUAACAAUUGUAACAUUUGGUGCCAAAAUUCCUGCAGGAAUAUUCAUUCCAACAAUGGCAGUUGGUGCUCUAUUUGGAAGAUUUGUUGGACUAAUUGUACAAUUUUUUUAUUAUACAUAUCCUAAUGCAUACAUCUUUGCAGGAUGUCCCCCAAGUGAUCCAAAUGAAUGUAUAGUUCCGGGUGUUUAUUCUAUGGUCGGUGCAGCAGCUACUUUAGCUGGUGUGACUAGAAUGACGGUUUCAUUAGCUGUAAUUAUGUUUGAAUUGACUGGAAGUCUUUCGUACGUUAUGCCAUUUAUGUUAUCUAUUCUUGUAUCAAAAUGGGUUGCAGAUGCAUUAGAACCCCAGGGAAUAUAUGAUCUUUUAAUAGAUUUAAAUGAAUAUCCUUAUCUUGACACCAAGUCUAAAUAUACAUUUUCAUCGUGUUUAUCAGAACUUUUACCGCCCCCAAUAACAGUAUACCAUACAACAAUUGACUUAUCUUUUCGUUCUACUGUUCUUUAUACUCAACUCAGAAAUAUGUUAGAAUACAUUAAAAAAGAAGAAUAUAUUGAUGGUGGAUUUCCAAUAGUUUUUAAUAAAACUCUUGUUGGAUAUAUUGCUGCACAUGAGCUGGAACAUGCUUUAGAUACAAUUAAAUCAGUAUUCUCAAAGGAAGACCAAAAAAGUAUUGAAUGCAAAUUAAUGCCAUUUGGAAUUACGGAUUCUAUAUCAAGUUUUGAUCCUGAGUCUUACUCUUUAUUGGAUCCCACCGAUCUACGAUCAUGUGUCGAUAAUGCACCAAUAAGCUUAAGUAAAAAUGCACCGAUGGAACUUGUUUAUGAAUUAUUUUCUAAACUUGGCUUGCGAUACCUUUGUAUACUUGAUGGUGCUGAUUUUAUAGGAGUGGUAAGUAUAUGUAUUUUUUAA
Molecule: messenger RNA, 2598 nt
Organism: Pneumocystis jirovecii RU7
Lineage: Eukaryota; Fungi; Ascomycota; Pneumocystomycetes; Pneumocystales; Pneumocystaceae
Exons: 19
Coding region: 1-2598 (865 amino acids)
Biological process (GO): chloride transport; transmembrane transport
Cellular component (GO): membrane; early endosome; Golgi apparatus
Molecular function (GO): voltage-gated chloride channel activity
Source: RefSeq, a predicted model, not a curated record